CAAACCUCAUACAAAUUAUUGGAUGAAAAAGUGGGGCUGUAUUCUGCUAUACCAUUUAAAUGACACCUGGGCACAUUCAAACCACAUUCAGAGGGCACACUCUACCUCCUAGCACACAGGCAAGUGCUUGUGUUUAAAGCCGUGGUCUAAAGCCUACUGAAAGACUCUGCCGCGGACUCUUCUACUGAAGAAAAAUCCAACAACCUCGGAGACGUGUACUACGUGAAGCAAGGCACUUUGGAAGACACAGAAUCAAAAUCAAUCAAGGGUUAACCUCAGAACUCUGGCCUGAUGGCAAAUUAUACUGUUCCUUCUCAACGUGGUGGGCAAAUUCCACUGAAGACUCAAGACCGAGACCAUCUGUCAUCCCUUGAUGUUGUGUGGGCCAAUAAAUAUGAGGGUGAAAUGAUCAAUCCUACAAAUGCCAUGCAGAUGGAAUUCGAGUUUUACAAAGGUGCCCCACCCCAAUGGCUGAACUUCUACUGGGCUGAACAAGAGAACUCCCCCUUUGUCAAGCGGGAUCUGUAUCAGGUACUACAAAGAAAGAUCAGUGAAACUAAAACUAAAAGAUCGAGCAUUGCUCAUAUUAACUUGUUCCAUGAACCAGGCAGUGGAGGGUCCACCCUGGCCAUGCAGGUACUAUGGGACCUGAGAAAAGAGCUCAGGUGUGCCAAAGUAAUAGAUUCCACAACAGACAGAAAGGCAAUUGCACAGCAAGUGCUGCGGUUAUUUAGAGCAGGUGGUUCAGAAAACCAAAAUACUGUUCUCCUUCUUCUAGACAAUAAGUACACAAGUGACGAUCCUUCAUUUCGAGAAAACCUUGAAGAAAACCUAUGUGAUGAAAUUAAGAUGAACAAUAUCACUACUACAAUCCCUGUGGUCAUCAUUUUAAACUGUCUCCGCCAGACAGACUUGACUGACAGAACAGAAAAUGUAAUACUGUCCUCAAGCCUUUCAGAGAAAGAGCAAGACAAUUUUAAGAGAAAACAGUCUGACAUCAUUCAAAUACAUGGAAACAGACAUACCCAACUUUAUGCCUUUAACAUUAUGCUGAGAAAUUACGAUCCAUCUUAUGUUACAGAGGUCUGCAGAAUUCUUCUGCCAUUAAAGAAAAAAAGGAGGUCCCGCAAAGAACAACUUCUGGCAUUUUUGGCACUGAUUAAUUCAUAUGUCCCCAGCUCUGAUCUCCCCCAUGAUCUUUGUCAGACGUUCAUUGAGAGGCAAGUUAAUAAGCUUGUCAAUUUAUCUUUGGAGCAAUAUAUGCAGCCCUUCACAGACUUUCUGGUCAUAUUCUCAAUGAAAGAAGAAGAGGACAGAAGUGAGAACACACGUGUACGAAUGGUACAUCCCAUGAUUGCUCAUGAAUGUCUAAGAUUGUUAGCUGAAGCUGGUGUAACCAGAAGUGACACUACAUUGAAGCUACUGACAGAACUGUGCGGAGAUGACAUGCCGCCAUGUUUGGUGAAAACUAUUAAAAAAUUACUCACAAAGCGAGAAUCUAGGCUGCAAGAACAGGAGAAAUUCUCCAGAGUGAGCCUAGAUCAAUUCUCCAAACUGAUCCUAGAUAUAAAACGAGAAGAAAAAACAUCCUUCUGUGUUGCAGUAUUGAAAAUGGCCUUGAAAAAAUUUACAGCAGAUCCAUUUUAUCCACAAGCUCUUGCCCGUUUCUAUUACAUUGAGAGGAAAGAUUAUGAAAAAGCUAAAUAUUGGGCUGAAAUGGCGAUUAUGAGGGAUGAAAGAAACUCUUUUAUCAGAGACACCCUUGGACAAGUGCAUAAAAACUGCCUAAAAAAUCUUGCCUGUAAUGAAGAACCCUUGAAAAACCCUGAAGCAUAUGCUAGAAGAAUCUUGCAUCAUGGAAAAAAAGCAACUGAGGCUUUUAAAGCUGAAGAAGAAGUUGCUGUGGCAGAGGAGGCACCAGAGUUGAAAGAGGAUGUCCUGAUAAACACAUCUACCAUCUUCAACAACCGGGGUAUCUUCGGCUACAUGCAAGUGGCAAAAAUAAUUUUUGACCGUCUCACAGGCUUUCACGAUGAAUGGGCCAAGGUACUUACAAAGGAAAUAUCCCCACACCGUUUUCUCAGCUCUUACGGAAGUGGUAAAUGUGAGAAGUAUAAGAGUCUCAUUACAAGUCUAAGAGAUGAAGUUGAAGAAAAGUUUGAAUUUUUUGAAUGGUAUCUCCUUUACUCAAAGCCAAGCAGCCACAAAGAUGAACCCAAAUACUUUAGGCCAGAAGUUGAUGCAUGCUACAAGAAAUUUGUAACACAAUCCAAACAGAACAAAUCAGCAUUUCAGAUCCUCAAGGAAAGAAAGGCCAGCACAUUUGCAGGAUUACUGCACACACAAGACCAAGACACUGAACUGGAACUGAUCACUGAACAAUGGAAAGAAAUUUACUUGCAUUCACAGAGUGAUGCCAAUAUUAUACAAAACUACAUUGCUGCAAAUGUCAUGUUAAGUCAAAGGAAUGGCACAUCCACAGCGCUCAGACCACUGGGAGAACUUCAGGAAAUGCUACACAAUCUCUGGACAGAACAGAAAGAUAGAAGAAGUCCAGAGUUCUACCUGUUGGUCCUUCUGCUUUUUUGGCCUGAUGAACAACAGGGCAGACACAACAGUCUGGACGUAUCUGAAUGUGUUAGAUACAUGCAUCAUUCCUUUGAAAGAACAUACAAAAAUUACCUACGCUCUCGUUACCUGGUUCCUCUCUUCUUCCUCACUGAAGACCACGGACUACGGAGAUUUAUCCAUAUAUCAUGCCUAGAGGAAACUUCAACUGACAUUCUUACCAAAGGACGUGAAAGAGCUGAAAUUCCGAAACUACGACGUGUGAGAGGAGAGGUGAGAAAUUAUAAGGUUUUUGCUGUAGAAGGAUCUGAGAAGAUUGAGGUUUCUCCCAAUCAUCCAGCCAGUGUGCGUGGUCAAGGAAAGGUUUCUUUCUACCUUGCCUUUAACAUCAAGGGACCUGUGGCUUACAACAUCAGAUAUGAGCAAUAAAGCUGAAGAUAAAUACAUUAGAUAUGAGUGUGAGCUCCAGUUAAACAGUAGGGUUCAAUGAAUACACAGAGAUUGGAUGAAUACUACCUUUAUGUAAGAUUAAUCUCCAUUAAGUAUGAAAGUAAAAACAGGAUUCUAAACUUUCUACAAAUAUAUCAUCACUGGUGUAGGGUCAAUUUAAUCAAUUUUACAUAAUAUAUUGGUUUUAGUAAUGUUCUUCAUAAUGGGUCAGCUUUUGCUGGACUACAGUGUCAACUACACAUGAUCUGAGACACUGCUUUUAUUUAAAUAUAUCUCUGAUGGGAUAUAGAAUUUGACUAACCUUCCGUAUCUUACUGCUAGAAAAGGCAAAUACGAUAAAAUAGUUUAUGGUUUAGUAUAAAUACAGUCUGGAACAUAUUACGAGUUGACAAGUGCAAACGUUAUGUAAAUAUUUACUCAGGGAACGUUCCUCGUAUUCAGACGCGGGUUAAGCUUAAGUCGACUUUCUGGGUGCGCCAUUCAGAUUAUACAAAAUACUUGUGCGUAGCUCCAAGAUAGCCAGAAUUUUCUUGAAUAAAGGUGUCCAAGAUAAAAUUUUUGCCCCAUGAGAGCAAUGUCUCCAAUUAUGAUGCUGUCUCCUUCAGUGUCCUCUGUGUGGGGAAAAAAAAGCACUUUUGUGCAGACUUUAAAAGGACAAUGCUAUUAAUUAAUUAAUAAUGUCAUAUUUGAGUGUACUUACAGGAUAAACCUUACAGUACAUUUCAGUGUGAUGCAUAAUGCUUACAUCACACUGUCUGGAUCAUUCAAGGUCAGAUUCAUUGGUAACUGAGACGCCUCCAUUUUUUGCACACGCAUAAGUCAACUCUGAAUCCUUCAUUCAGUAUUUAACUGCACACUUUGUCAUCCAUUUCCUGCACAUUCAUUACACGAAUAUAAUUUCUUCAUUUAUAUGUAUACGCUAAUACUAAAAGCAGUGACACCUACAUGAAAUGACAUGACUUUAGCUAACACAAUCCUUGUGUCUACGCAAUUAAUCAUAAAUGGUUUGGCAUCAAUAACUUGGGUACACCCAUUUGGGGAGUCAGCCAUUUUGCAACCAGACAUCACUAUUCUAAGCUAACCAGCAUGGCAGUCCAGCAAAACUACCUCUAGAUAAUGAGAUAAUAAUCAGGUUUACUGCUCAGACGGUAGCGAUGUACUGUGUAUAUAUAUAUUUUUUAUUUUUGUUAUUGUUGUUCUUUUGCUCUGUCAUCUGAAAUAUGCGAAUCUUAUUCUUAUUUCAAUAGAUAAGUAUGUACUAUUAGCAUGUUAAAGAGUCGGUGGAGGGUCUUAUGUGAAUGAUAGGAUUUUUUUUUUUUUUUGUUUUCAGAUUCCAUUGAGAGUUUAGAUAAAUUACUAUAUUCUUUGAAACAGUGCAUGCUAUUAAAUAUACUAUUGUAAUGAUGCAUUGUUAUAAAUAAAAAAAAUCACUUUUUGCCUCUAUAGUACACAGUUAUAGAAGGGAAUUUUUUUAUGGGAUUAUGGGAUCUAAAGGAUUCUUCCUCAUGUUGUGUUAGGGAGUUUUUCCUUGCCACCGUCACCUCUGGCUUGCUCAUUAGG
Molecule: messenger RNA, 4578 nt
Organism: Pangasianodon hypophthalmus (striped catfish)
Lineage: Eukaryota; Metazoa; Chordata; Actinopteri; Siluriformes; Pangasiidae
Product: sterile alpha motif domain-containing protein 9-like
Exons: 3
Coding region: 292-2997 (901 amino acids)
Biological process (GO): intein-mediated protein splicing
Cellular component (GO): cytoplasm
Source: RefSeq, a predicted model, not a curated record